AUGGAGACGAAGGCCUCCAGGAGCGUUCGAAGUCAGGUUGCAAACCUCCAGAUUCCGGGCGAGGAGCUAAAAACGGUCCUAGUUGAUGCCUUUCGUUCCUGGCUCUCGGCGGACUCUCUGACGCAGGAGACUUGCAAGGUUAUCAACGUGAGCCCUGGCGACGAAGAGCGGUGGGUUGAUGGCGCUGAAUUUGCCAAGAAUUUGGAGACCUUCAGUUCGUGGGAGUGGGUGUUUGGUGCGUCACCGAAAUUCACCAUACCCCUACAGCUCGCCGGCGCUCACCGCACCAUUCACGUGCUUUGUCAAAAGGGACGUUUUGCUGGGUUUCAGGAGCAGGGGGACGGGGUGGACGCUGCGCUUUCCUCGUGGCUACAGCAGCUUGCCCACGCGCUCUCCGAUUCGCCUUGCAAACGGAAUGCCUGGCUGUACUUUCUACUUGUUACGGCUGUGCUCAUGUCUGAUCUAGCCGGUCUCAAUGAUGUCACGGACGGUACCUCUCCAGGCGUGAUGGUUAGCGGCCGCAUACUAUUCGCCCGCACCGCUGGACAAGGGUUGCGAGCGCUUCGGUUCCCGUAG
Dibothriocephalus latus is the source of this 576-nucleotide messenger RNA. The record is from the annotation of a GenBank genome assembly. NCBI's taxonomy places the organism in Eukaryota, Metazoa, Platyhelminthes, Cestoda, Diphyllobothriidea, Diphyllobothriidae.